AUUUCACCCAAUGAAAAUGCAGCGUCUGAACCAAAGGCGGGACGUGUAGGAGGAACUGUGAAGACCAGUAAUAAGAACGAGACCAGCCAAUUAGCAGCUGUCUUCCUACGUGACGUCAGCUUCCUGGUUUGGUUGCACUGCACUGUACCCAUGUGGGUUUGGUGUUGACUUGCUGCUUUAGAAAGUUAAGGAGCUAGCUCUAUCUACAUUUAUCAUUUACUUAAUCGCGUUUCACCAUGUCUUCGCCUUUCUUUAUAAAGGCAAAAGUAAACCCCAAAUUUGCCAAAAAGGGAAAACCUGCAACAGUGCUAAAACGAAAGGGUGAUGGAGACCCAGGAGGAAAGGGUAAACCAAGAGCCAAGAAACUCAUCUCCAAACACAACGAAGAGAUUUCCAGCGACUCUGAGACAGAGAGUCCUAUAGUGGCCAGGAAAAGACAGACCAUUGAAAGGGAUGAUUAUGAUGAAACACCACAGGAGAAGAAGCUUAGAUUAGCCAAACUGUACCUAAACCAGCUAAAGGAAGAAGAGGACGAUAAAGCAGAAGAUGACGCCUUUGAGACUGAUCUGGUUGCUGGAAGACUUCAAGAUGAAGUGCUUGAACAGAAAGGAAAGCUUCAGAGACUUAUUGCCAGAGAUAUCAUGGCACCAGAUGCUUCAGAGAUCAGAGUGUUGAGAGGACACAAACUUCCAAUUACCUGUCUGGUCAUCAGCUCGGAUGACAAGUACAUCUUUUCUGCGGCCAAAGACUGCUCCAUUAUUAAAUGGGAUUUUGAGAGUGGAAAGAAACUGCACACGAUACAUGGUGGAAGGAAAGGCACAGAGGAUCGGCAUGUUGGACAUACAGCCCAUAUCCUGUGUAUGGCCAUAUCAUCAGAUGGGAAAUACUUGGCCACUGGAGACGUGAACAAACUGAUCAUGAUCUGGGAGGCAAAGACAUGUAAACAUCUUUAUAAGUUCACCGGACACAAAGGCCCAGUGUCGGGUCUUUCAUUCAGAAGGGGAACUCACGAUCUGUACAGCGCCUCUCACGAUCGCUCAAUAAAGGUGUGGAAUGUGGACGAGAAUGCAUACGUGGAAACUCUCUUUGGGCAUCAGGACGCCAUCACCGGACUGGACUGCCUGAGCCGGGAGUGCUGCGUGACGUCGGGGGGGCGGGACCGCUCGGUGAGGGUGUGGAAGAUACCCGAGGAAUCCCAGCUGGUGUUCCACGGACACGAGGGAUCCAUCGACUGUAUCCAGCUAAACGAGGAGCACAUGGUUUCAGGAGCUGACGACGGCUCUGUGGGUCUGUGGAGUGUCAACAAGAAGAGGCCUCUCAGCACAGUAAAGCAGGCUCACGGUCGCCAUGGUGAAGCGGGGCUGCAGCAGGCUCAUUGGGUCUCUUCGGUGGCGGCGCUUCAGAACUCAGAUACCGUCGCCUCAGGCUCUCACAACUCGGAGGUGAAGCUGUGGAAGUGUGGCCAGAAUUACCGUAAACUGGAGCCUCUGUUCAGUGUACCAGUGUGUGGUUUUGUCAACAGUCUGAAGUUUUCCAGCUCCGGUCAGUUCUUGGUGGCAGGAGUCGGACAGGAGCACAGGUUGGGCCGAUGGUGGAGAUUAAAAGAGGCCAAGAAUGGGAUCUAUAUUAUUCCUCUCAAAAGGAAACCAACUCCAAGUCCAGAGGAAGUUAAGAUAGCUGAAUAGUGGACUGUUCAGUGACUUUUAUUUUGUAAAUUAAAGGUUAAAAAGCUGACUGUUUUGUACAUCCUCCUUGAGAAAGAAAACCCAACAUUUUGAAGACGACCCUGAUCGUUUAUACAGGUGUUUGCUGUUGGUUUGUAUCUUAGUUUUGGGAGGAGCUUUAACAGCAUUAGUGAAGCUGGACAACACCCACCGCAGCCAGCCAGUUCACCGUGCUGCCAUCGUGCACGAGAUACAGAAGACCCCCCCCGCGUACCACCGGACUACAGAGCAGCCUCUCUCCUCCGGCUGUGACAAAUGAGAGGUUUUUUGUCUUUUUUCUUAGUUAGUUACAUGUAACUUCCCCUUGUGGCACAAUCCUGUGUUAUACAUGAAAAUAAAUAAUCACUUGUAUCCUUGUAAA
Messenger RNA from Gymnodraco acuticeps, 2085 nucleotides. RefSeq names its product ribosomal RNA processing 9, U3 small nucleolar RNA binding protein (gene rrp9). Gene Ontology annotation, molecular function: protein binding; snoRNA binding. Gene Ontology annotation, cellular component: small-subunit processome. The record is from RefSeq and is a predicted model, not a curated record. NCBI's taxonomy places the organism in Eukaryota, Metazoa, Chordata, Actinopteri, Perciformes, Bathydraconidae.